Messenger RNA from Esox lucius (northern pike), 3438 nucleotides. RefSeq names its product parathyroid hormone 2 receptor a (gene pth2ra). Gene Ontology annotation, biological process: cell surface receptor signaling pathway; adenylate cyclase-modulating G protein-coupled receptor signaling pathway. Gene Ontology annotation, cellular component: plasma membrane. Gene Ontology annotation, molecular function: peptide hormone binding; G protein-coupled peptide receptor activity; parathyroid hormone receptor activity. The record is from RefSeq and is a predicted model, not a curated record. Bases 81 to 1616 code for a protein of 511 amino acids. The transcript is spliced from 13 exons. NCBI's taxonomy places the organism in Eukaryota, Metazoa, Chordata, Actinopteri, Esociformes, Esocidae.
AGUCCCAUGUGGGAUUUCUUCGAAUACGACUGUCUCAGAUAAGAGGUGUAUCUGAUGAGAGUCUUACAGCAGAGGAGCAGAUGUAUAUUCUGUACGACAUCAAACUUCAGUGUCACCAGAACCUCUCGACCCGUGAAUCUGAAGAUGUUCUUUGCCCCCCUGGUUGGGACGGCCUGGUCUGCUGGCCUCAGGGUUUCCCCGGAGCUGUCACCAAGGUCCCAUGCCCCAGUUACAUCUACGACUUCAACCACAGGGGUCACGCCUACAGGAAGUGUAAUUUCAAUGGAUCGUGGGUGUUCGUGGAGAGCUUGAACAGGACAUGGCCUAACUACUCAGAAUGUCUAGGCCCUGGGUUUAUGAAGCCAAACAAUGAGCGGAGCAAACAGGACUUCUUUGAGCGCCUGUAUAUCAUGUACACCGUGGGCUAUGCCGUGUCCUUCAGCUCCCUACUAGUGGCUAUCUGUAUCAUCGGAUACUUCAGGCGUCUCCACUGUACCAGGAACUACAUUCACAUCCAUCUGUUCAUCUCCUUCAUGCUCCGAGCCGUCAGCAUCUUUGUCAAGGACCGGGUGGUACAUGCCAGCGCCGGCCUGCAGGAGUUUGAUGCGGUGCUCAUGGACAACUUCAAGACCAUGUUGCCACUGGAUAACUCUCAGUAUAUUGGGUGUAAGGUGACAGUGUUGCUGUUUAUCUAUUUCCUGGCCACCAACUACUAUUGGAUUCUAGUUGAAGGCCUAUACCUCCACAGUCUCAUCUUCAUGGCAUUCCUCUCUGACAGCAAGUACCUGUGGGGCUUUAUCCUUAUUGGAUGGGGUGUUCCUGGACUGUUCGUAGCAGCAUGGGCAGUUGUCCGGGCAACACUAGCCGAUGGAAGGUGUUGGGAGUUAAGUGCCGGGAACAUUAAGUGGAUAUACCAGGUUCCCAUUCUGACAGCUAUCGGGCUCAACUUUAUCCUUUUUGUAAACAUUGUGCGAGUGCUGGUGACAAAGAUCAGGGAGACCAACGCAGGGAGAUACGACACAAGGAAACAGUACAGGAAAUUGGCUAAGUCCACCCUGGUGCUGGUGUUGGUGUUUGGGGUGCACUAUAUUGUCUUUGUGGGGAUGCCUCACACCUUUCAGGGCCUCAGCUGGGAAGUCAGAAUGUACUUCGAGCUCUUCUUCAACUCUUUCCAGGGCUUUUUUGUAUCCAUCAUCUACUGUUACUGCAACGGAGAGGUCCAGGCAGAGAUCAAAAAGACCUGGACCCGUUGGAACCUGGCGUUUGACUGGAAGGGUCCGGUGGUGUGUGGACGUUACCGCUACGGCUCGGUGCUCACAGGCCUCAACAACAGCACCAGCAGCCAGUCCCAAUUGGCCGGCGGUGGCCCUGGCACUCGAUCCACCACUCUCUUCUCAAGUCGGGUCUACCGGAGCAGCGGACCCCUGAUGGUUAGCACGCACGCCGUCCUGCCCGGCUACGUCAUCAGUAACUCAGACCCAGACAGCAUCCACCCCUCCAUUCCUGAGAAAGCAGAGGAGGACAGUGCCAAACAGGUGGAUGACAUCUCUCUAAAGGAGACUUUGCCCGUACUAAAUAGUAGCACGACUCCAGAUGAUGACGAGGAGACAAUGUAGUGGGCUUCAGCAGAGAAAGACAAGAGCUCUUCUUUAACGUGCGAUUUGGCUGAGAAAAACACAUGGCCUUUAAAGAUAGAGAAAAGCUGCCUGGCUCUCGACCGCAUUCAUACGCAUGGAUUCAUUUGUUUAUGGCAUACAAACAGAAGUACAGUUGAAGGGUAAAACAACAAAGAAAACUGUCUUUGUAAAAACUCAUGCACUGCCUUUUUGUAGCAAGCACAAAACACCAAAAUGUCUGUUGCUUUAUCCUCUCCAGAGACAGUCAUACAUUAUAUCUUUCAGAGGAGGGCUAUACUGCCAUAAGUCAGUACUAAGGGCUAUAGGAACUAUCUGCAUCAUAUCUGUCUCUGCACCGCAUGUUUUUAUUUUCUCCAGCUAAAAUGAAAUGUGACUGACUUACUACUGACAUUAUUGUGUACAGUACAGAAUUGUCAAGAGGUUUUUUCUCCAGUCCAGAAGACCUUUAAAAAAAGCCAAUUUCUUUCAGCGACUGGUUUAAAGAGAUCCUUCUCCGUAAAGUACAGUAACGUAACAGUGGUAUUUGUUGUUCUCUUCCCUUUUCAUAUGUGCUGAAUGUUCCUUUACUGCUUCUUCUUCCUGACUCUUUGUAUCAUUAGAGUUACUGUCACUGUCCUCCCGCUAUCAGACGAUGGUCCAAUCAAAUGAAACCUCUGUUACUGUUUGUUCACCCUAGGCUACCGGUAAUUGUAUGUCCUGUAAGCUAGUUUAGUCAAGCCAAGGUUUAUACCUUCCAAUGUGUAUGUAUACAGCUCUGGAAAAGGUGCAGUGGUCUCUUCAUUUUUUCCAGAGCUGUAUAUAUAAUGUAUAUGGUCUUAAAUUCUACACUGCCUAGAGGCUUAUAUGCCAAAUGUUCGUUGACAUGUGUGGUCUACAUACAGGGGCCUGUCCUAUAAACACCAGACUGCCUAAUCCACCAAUGGAAAGUAGCUGUGCUGGUCAGUUGUACUUUGAGCAAUGUCUAGACAGCUUGCAUAGAAACCAGACCCUUUCGAACAGCCUAGUACGUGCUCUUAUGUGUUCCCAGAAUAAUGUGCCCCUCAGUACCUAAUGCUCGGAGCCUUUCUUUCUGUCACCUCUGGUCUUUUGGUUGAAAUCCUGUCCAAUUUAUCUUCAUCAGCAAGUUCUGGUGUUGGUUUACCAAAAGUUUAAACUCAAAUUCUUUCACUUGAUUCCUGCUCACCCAACUGACAUUCUGACCCCAUUCUUUGGUUUGUAAACUAAACAUUGCAUAACAGCAUUUUUUUUUUGUUGCUAACUGUAUGUAGAUCUUGUAUGUAGAUCUGCAAAGUCACAAACAUUUAAAUGGAAAUGUGAAAGGUUUACAUUCCACAUCAUUCUAACAUCAAGAUGGCACUCAACAAACUUCAUAGCAAUGUUAGCAAUCCCCAAUUAACGUGUCGGCCUAUCAACAUCACGUCCCUCUCUUUCUUCAGGGAUGAAAAAUAAAGUCAUCUGUGUUCGUGUCCUCAGGGUCCCAAACAGCUAUUUUUUGGCCUGUUCAAACUGUCCCUGAAUCAGGCUGUGGUACCCAUCCCAUCUUGUAGUCCCCAAGAACACCAUGCUAGCAUGUCCUAAUGGCAAUCUCUACCAUUGUACUCAUCCAUUUCAUCAUGAAGUGCUUCGAGAUGCUUGUCAUGGCCCAUAUAAAGGACAGAUUGUGAUCUUAUGUUAAGUCGAUAUAAAGUAAAUUAAGAUUGACUUUUGUUUUAUUAAUUAAAAUUCUGAGAUGGAACACAUUAUCAGAUCUGCGAUAGUUGAGAAUACCCAGCUCUCAAUAUAUGCAAGCGAAUGCUACAGU